AUGUGCACAUCUGCUUUGUGUCUCGUGUGUGUUAGCUUGCUGUUCAGGACCUCUCUAAGCUGCUAUCAGUGCUUUGUUGAUGUGCAAGACAGUCUUCGUCUGUGUUGGGGUCACAUGUUGACUGAGCACAAUGUGAGAAAUGUGGACGCCUGCUUCAGGAAGCUGGACCGCAUAUUCAACAACCAUGAGAGAGUAAUUGAGGCUGGAAGAGUAGGUAAGGGCUCAGACAAACAACUGAAAGAACUUCUGGAUGCAGAGAUCCUGCCCAUCGUGGAAGAGUUUGACAAAAAGCUGAAUAACGACACAGUGUAUGAGGAAAGGUUGCAGACAGCAGCAGACAAUUUCAUCGCAGCUGCCUCCAAACUGCCUAGAGGUGAGACAUGUCUCUGGAUGCUUCCCUCCAUGUGCAUUAGUUUCAUGCACCCAUCAGGUUUUCAGAGUGCAGGUGCAGAAUACAACUGUAUUACCUGCCAGUAUGACUCCUGUGAAUUCCCUCUCGACUGUCCAGUUAAAGAAAUGAAAUCAAUGGAGAACAGCAGGAGCCGAAUGUGGUGUGAAGUGCCAUUUCACCUACCAGACGAUAUCGAGGUGAUUUGGAGAUUUGCAGAAGAGGUGAACACCCAGCAGGUGGAUCAGUUUAAAGAAGUUACUGCAGGCGUGGACACGCUUUAUUCCAUCCCUUCAACCAGCUUGCAGCAUCAGGGCACCUACCUGUGUGAGAUCUACUCAGGCCAUCGCUCCAUUGUCAGGCUGUUCUACUAUCUCGCAGUGACCCCCCAGGUUGUGGCAGGCUACACAGAGCUGCAGGAGAUAUUCGACCUGACUCUUCUCCCAGGAGGGCGGUUACUCCCUGUGCCCAGUGGUCCCCCCCUUCUCCUCCCCCCCUCGCCACAGCUUCUCACCGCCUGUUUAACGGCUUUGCUUCUGCUGCUGUUCCUCUCCCUGGGAGCUCUAUAUUGGACAUCAAAGCCAAAGGAAACGAGUUAUGCUGAGCAAUCAGAUGGAGAUGGAGAUGUACAUUUAGGAUUCUGAGAGUUUUGAAGAUACAUGUAGUGCAAUAAAGGCAUUUCAUCCA
Messenger RNA from Cottoperca gobio, 1075 nucleotides. It is a transcript of the gene spaca6, whose product is annotated as sperm acrosome associated 6. Gene Ontology annotation, biological process: fusion of sperm to egg plasma membrane involved in single fertilization. The record is from RefSeq and is a predicted model, not a curated record. NCBI's taxonomy places the organism in Eukaryota, Metazoa, Chordata, Actinopteri, Perciformes, Bovichtidae. The transcript has 9 exons. Bases 1 to 1032 code for a protein of 343 amino acids.